This is a messenger RNA of Onthophagus taurus, 4890 nucleotides long. Its product is annotated as transcription factor mef2A. Gene Ontology annotation, biological process: regulation of telomere maintenance. Gene Ontology annotation, cellular component: nucleus. Lineage: Eukaryota; Metazoa; Arthropoda; Insecta; Coleoptera; Scarabaeidae. The record is from RefSeq and is a predicted model, not a curated record.
AGGAUUAUUAAUAUUGUUUGCUUGUGCGUAAUGUCAAAUGUGUGAUGUUUAACAUAUUUCAAUUUUACGGUGAAAUAAAGCCGUAUAAUUGAUUCAAUUUCACAUAAAACUAAGCAUUUAAUAUUAAAAGAACUCCCUAUCCCUCAAUAAUUCCACGUACCUUCAAUAUAAAGGAAAUAAUCUACUCUAGGUAAGCCAACACUUUGAUUUGUUUCUUUUUGCUUAUAUUUUGUCCAUAAUCUGGAGCAGAAUCAUUCUUAUCUUAUUUAAUCUCUUAAAAUACCUCUACCAUAUAUAACAACCAAGAUAAAUUCCUUUAAAAGUGUUAAAGUGUGUCAGAAAGCUUUAAAUGACAGUUUAAUUAAUUAAAGUAUUUAUUAAGGUAAUGGCUUGGCAACAAUGGAAUAAUGGUGCUCCAAUGAUUCCAAAUUUAUCUGGGAUCGUAAAUCCAGCUCCAAUUGUUAAUCCAACGGGGGUUUUACCUCCUCAGUAUACGGCUGAUCAAUGGGCCCAAAUGCAACAACAAAACUGGCAACAGUGGGCUCAAUGGCAACAACAAUAUCAACAGUGGCAUCAACAAUAUGGAGCAGAAUAUCAGAAAUCGAUGUCAGCUUUAUCACAAGCAGUACAACCUCCGAUUUUGAAUACAUCAAUUCCUCCCCCUUUACCUCCUGAGGUAGCUCAAGCACAACCACAGCCGCCACCCAAUGAGCCACUAAAAGAUGAUAGGAACUUUGGGAUAAAUACACAGACAAAUUUUUCUGCCCCACCACCUAAUUUUCAACCACCAAGUCAAAAUAAAAGUAAUCAGAAUCAGUUUCAAAGUCCUUCUGGGCAGCAAUUAAAUGUAAAUUUCAAUAGAAAUAACCAAAAUAAUCGUAAUUUUGCUGGGGGUUAUCAACAACAGCAAAAGGUUAAUCAACAGCAACAAAAAGUUAAUCAGCAACAGCUAAAUAUAAAUCAGCAAAGUAUAAAUCAACAGCAAAAUAUAAAUCAGCAACAAAAUAUAAAUCAACAACAACAAAAUAGAAGUAAUAACCAGAAUAAACCACCAAGUUUAUUGAGUUUACCUUUAAAGAAGCCUGAUUUUGGUAAAGAAAUUGAUAAUAAACGAAUAAAGUUAGAUCCUAAGAUUAUCAAUAAAGGUGAUAAUGAACAAACAAAUCCAAAUCAAAACCCAGAAGAUUUAUCUGAAACUGAGAAAAAAUUUAUUAAGCAAUUUACAGAAUGGGAGGCUCAAUUUAAUAAGUGGAAAGAACAAAAUGUGAAUCAUCCUGAUAAAGAGCAAUACAAAGAAUAUGAGAAAAAAUGGGAAGCUUGGAGAACUCAAUUAUUAGAAAGAAGGGAACAAAUGCGAAGAAAACGUUUGGGGUUACCUGACAAUAAUCAAAAACAAGGUGAAACAUCCAAAAAUUCUGAUAAUGAGGCAUUUGAAAACAUCACAAAACCACAAAAUUUAGAAAUGAACGUUGAUAUUAAAGAUGAUGGCAUAUCAUUUCUUAAAUUAACAACUUCCGACGGCAUUCCAGGUUUAGAUUUAGUUGGAGAUGUCCAAGAUGAAGAAAAAAAUGAAUCUCCAAAUAUCGACUCUGUAAUAGAAGUAGAUAAAUUACCCCCUAAUAAACCAAUUCCCGAUUUAGAAGCGAUCUCAAAAGGAAUCAACACAAUUUUAGGCGAUCAAAAACUGUUGAGUAUGUUAUCAAUGGUUUCGCAAAAUCAAAAAGUUUCGAGCUCCUCUAGUUUCACUGAUACAACCUCGAAAAUACACGAACCAAAAGAAUUUAAUGAAACAGCUUCGAGUCAAAGCGAUCCGAAAAAUAAUUUUGAUAACGCGAGCAGUUUUGAUGAUCAAACUAGAAGUAGUUUUGGGGGGAAGCCUGAAGCAGAUUGGGGUAAUAAAAAUGUUGAUGAUGGUUUUGGAAAAGGUGGUUUUCGCGGGCGAAAUCAAGAAAAUUAUCGAAAUAAUAAUGAUAAUUUUCAAAACGAUGAUUUUCAACAAAAUCAAGACCGAUUUCAAAUUAAUCAAGACAAUUUUCAACCAAAUCAAGAUAGUUUUCAUUCAAAUCAAGAACAUUUCCAUUCAAACCAAGACCGUUUUCAACCAAAUAAUAAUUUUCAACAACAAAAUUCAUUUAGAAAUGAUAAUUUUAAUCGAAAUUUUGAUAUAAACGAUCGUUUUCAACCCCCUAAUAAUUUUAGAAACAUAAACUUCCAAAAUGCCCCGAAUCCAAGAGGCCCAAACAAUUUCCAAGAUGAUAAAAAUUCAUCUCAAAACGCAAACUUUGGUGGAUUAAACUUUAGACCACCCAAUUUUAACAGAGACGACGAUUUUAGAGGCCCCAAUCAAUUUAACGAACAAAGUAAUAGUAGCAAUAAUAAUAAUAACAUGACAAAUCUCGGAAAUUUCCGUGGUGGAGAUAAUUUCCAACCUAACUUUAGCGGAAAUCAAGGAAAUAAUUUCGACGAAGAUUAUUAUGAGGAAGAUGAUAGAAGUUAUAACGAAAAUAAUUUCAGGGGGAAAAACAGAAAGAGACAAAAAAAAUUUCAAAAUCGUAGGCAACACUUUCAAAAUGACGAUUUUGAUAAUUACGAAGAAAACGAGAAUUACAACAAUUAUAACGACGAAAAUUACGAGGAAAAUUACGACGAAAACUACGAAGAAAAUUACUCCGAAGGAUAUAAUUACACUGAAAAUGAAGGUAUUAAUCAAGAAGAAUCUUCAAAACAAUCAGAAGAUACCACCCCUAUGUGGGAACCCGUCAAAGUAAUCGAAUAUGACCACAAAACAAACACUCCAGAAGACAUCCAAAUUGCAAUUGAGCCAUUAAGAACAUUCGAUUAUCGUCACAAACCAGUUAAUAGAAUCCCACUUCCUCAAAGACCAGAUUGGUUAAAAAAAACAUUAAGAAAUUGCCGAGAAUUCGAUUUUGUUAUUCAACGUUACGAUCAACCAACUUACAGUAGAUUUCCUCCCGGUUACGAUCGUUACAGUGACUCUUGGAGACGCGAAGAUCGUAGAAUUAAACGUGAUGAAACUUUAAUAAAAAGUAAAUACGAUGAACCGUUCGAAAAAAUCGACGAAAGAAUUAAAUUUGAGCCGCCGCAAAAAGACUUUCAAAGAAGAUCGAAUGAUGAUUUUGAACGUCCAAGUUCAGAAAAACCUAGAUUUCAACCGCCUGAAAGGAUAAGAUUUGAAGAACCCGAAAGAAUUCGAUUCGAAGAACCUGAAAGGAUGAGAUUUGAGGAACCUGAACGAAUUAGAUUUGAGGAUUCUGAAAGAAUUAGGUUUGAUGAAACUGAAAGAAAACGAUUUGAUGAAACUGAAAGAAAACGAUUUGAUGAAACUGAAAGAAAACGAUUUGAUGAAACUGAAAGAAAACGAUUUGAUGAAACUGAAAGAAAACGAUUUGAUGAAACUGAAAGAAAACGAUUUGAUGAAUCAGAGAGGAAAAGGUUUGAAGAAGCUGAAAAAAUAAGAUUUGAAGAACCAGAAAGAAUAAGAUUUGAGGAACCUGAAAGGGUAAGAUAUGAAUCACCUGAAAGGUUACGAAAUGAAGAAUUUAGAGGGAGAAGAUUUGGUGAUUUGGGUGUACAAAAAGACGUAGGUUUUAAUAGAGAGAUUAAAGAAAUAAGAAUUUCACCUCCUCGACCUCAAUCUAUGAAGAACAUUACCCUGAUUGAGGAUGUUUUAAGUCCUCCUGGAAGAUAUUCAAGGGCAGCUAGAAUCGUUAUCAUUUUAAGAGGACCACCAGGUAGUGGAAAAACGUUUUUGGCAAAAUUAAUUAAGGAUAAAGAGGUUGAACACGGUGGUUCAGCACCAAGAAUACUCUCCCUAGACGAUUACUUCAUGAUCGAACAAGAAAAAGUUAUAGAAGAAGACGGGAAAAAGACGAAAGUGAAAGUGAUGGAGUACGAGUAUGACGCAUCAAUGGAAAUGGUUUACAGAAACUCAUUAUUUAAAGCGUUUAAAAAAACGAUUACAGACGGUUAUUUUCCUUUUAUAAUCGUCGACAACAUUAAUGAUAAAGUGAAAUAUUUUGGGGAAAUGUGGAGUUUUGCUAAACAAAACGGUUUUCAGGUUUAUGUAUGCCAAUUAGAAUUUGAUUUGGUAUCUUGUACUAAACGAAAUAUUCAUAAUCGUUCUGAAACGGAAAUACAAAAAAUAAUAAGUGGUUGGGAACCGACUCCACCGCAUCACCCGAUUUUAGAUGCGACCUCUUUAGUUCAAUCCGCUUCUAUUCCUGAAGUUGAAAUGGAAGAAAUUAAUUCUCCACCGACUGAUGAUUUUGAGGAGGAAGAAGAAUCCGCAGAGGAAAAGGCGUGUGGCAGCAAGUGGGACAAUUUCGAGUGUUCCAUCGGCAAUCUUGCGAAACUUGAUGGAACUAGUAAGCCGCUCCGACCCUCCAAAACCAUGGAAGACUACCUUCAAAUCGAUGACGAGUGGAUUUCGAGGGAAUCCAAACCAGGACAGAAGAGGGUUCGCUGGGCCGAUUUGGAAGAACGAAGAGAACAACAGAAGAUGAGAGCCAUCGGAUUUGUUGUUGGACAAACGAAUUGGGAUCGAAUGAUGGAUCCAACUAUGGGAAGUGGCGCUUUAACGCAAACUAAAUAUAUAGAACGUGUACCGAAGUUUUAUAGGGAUUGAGAGAAAACAAUUUUUUUUUGGUAGGAAUUUUUUAUUAUUUCUUGGAACAGUUUUAAUUUUUACUUCAAUGUUGGUGAAGACACUAAGCUUCUAGAAAGCACAUUCAUUAUAAUUAUAAUAGUUAUAAAUAAUUUUUUUUUAUUGAUUGGAAAUUCAUGAAUACAUUUAUUAAGUUUUUAGAUGUUAGAUCAGUAUGUUGUAGACAAAUAAAAUGUAAGCUUGGAAAAUAAAGUAAUUUUUUUGUA